AUGGCUUCGGAUGCUUUGGCGAUUUGGGUCGUGUGGCUAGGCAUCCACGAGGAGAUGCUCAAGGACAAAGUGCGGACCAUGACGUAUAAAAAUGCAAUGGUGAACAGUCCACACAUUUUCCGUGGCAAAACGGUGCUCGACGUCGGAUGCGGGACCGGUAUCCUCAGCAUGUUCGCCGUCAAGGCGGGCGCAAAGCACGUCGUUGGUAUCGACAUGUCGAAUAUCAUUGAUCAGGCCCAAAAGAUUAUCGAGGCGAACGGCUUCAAGGAUACUAUCACUCUUGUCAAGGGAAAGCUGGAAGAGGCAGAGCUUCCUAUCCAGCAGUUUGAUAUCAUCGUGUCGGAGUGGAUGGGAUACUUCCUACUUUACGAGUCCAUGCUCGACACGGUACUCCUUGCUCGCGACAAGUAUCUAGCACCCGGCGGUAAACUCUUCCCUGACAAGGCAACAAUAUACAUGGCCGCUAUCGAAGAUCAGGAAUACAAGGAAGAGAAGAUCAAUUUCUGGGACAACGUCUAUGGAUUCGACUACUCUUGCAUCAAAGAGGUUGCACUACGGGAACCACUAGUCGACACUGUCGACAUGAAGGCCGUCGAGUUUGAUCUUCAAACUGUCAAGAAGGAGGACUUGAGCUUUACCGCGCCGUUCCGACUUCAAGUCUCUAGAGAUGAUUAUAUUCACGCUUUUCUCGCUUGGUUCGACAUUAAUUUCUCGGCGUGCCACAAGCCGGUCGGUUUCAGUACCGGUCCACAUGCCACGUAUACUCACUGGAAACAAACCGUGUUCUAUACCAUUGACCCCAUUUCGGUGGUCAAAGGUGACCUUGUAGAAGGAGUACUGUCUUGCGCACCCAAUGAGCGAAACAACCGCGACCUUGACAUUGUGAUCGAGUACGAGCUCAACGGAGAGGCCACAGGGGGGACCCAUGGUCGCGAAGCAAAGGACCGCAUAGAAUACAAAAUGUCAGUCCAUCCUCCGUACAUCGUUCACCCCCGGUUGUACUGA
Serendipita indica DSM 11827 is the source of this 1005-nucleotide messenger RNA. Lineage: Eukaryota; Fungi; Basidiomycota; Agaricomycetes; Sebacinales; Serendipitaceae. The record is from the annotation of a GenBank genome assembly.